AUGAUAACGCAGCAGAACCUUUAUAACAAUACAGCAAAAAGCGUUGCCUAUGAAGAUCUACCAGAACUGGUAGUAGCACCAGACGGUCAGUGUCUGCUGGAUCCGUAUGUCAAAUUACAGCUUCUACCAGAGAAGCAACACCGAGUCAAAACGCGCCUCGUGCGAGCAUCCAGAAAUCCGCAUUACGAUGAAGUGUUUUCGAUGUAUGGAAUCGAUGCACAGCAGCUCGCAACGACCAGUCUACACUUUGCUAACAUGACCCUGGAAAAGGUCUUUCAGGUGAUUGCGUUUGAUCGAUACAGCCGUGACACACUACUAGCGGAAGCGGUGUACCCUUUAAAGGAUGCGGAUAUGCUGAACAAUGAAAGUAUAACGGUGGAGCUGGAACUGGGAGGUCGCGGAGAGCAGGUCAGCAGUACCGAUCGGGGACAAGUUCUGCUGUCAUUGUGCUAUCAGCCGACUACUCACAGGGUCACUAUGGUACUUCUCAAAGCAAGGGAACUGCCGAAACUGGAUAUAACUGGAAUGGCUGAUCCCUACGUCAAAAUUUACAUGCUGUAUAAAGGGCAGGCAAUUUCAAAGAAGAAAAGCCAUGUGAAGAAGCGCACAAUUUCGCCAGUCUACAAUGAAUCGUUCGUUUUUGAGUUGCCGAGUGCAAACGAACAGGACCUGGACAAUAUACAGUUCAAAAUAGCUGUACUGGAUUGGGACCGGCUUACCAAAAAUGAGGUGAUGGGAGAAUGCUUAAUUGGGCCAGAAGAUGAGCACUGGUUACAGGUGCGGAAUAACCCGCGGCGACAGAUCGCUGAAUGGCAUCCACUAUCUCUCUGA
Messenger RNA from Gongylonema pulchrum, 831 nucleotides. The record is from the annotation of a GenBank genome assembly. Lineage: Eukaryota; Metazoa; Nematoda; Chromadorea; Rhabditida; Gongylonematidae.